UAAUAAAUACAUGAGAGGCAGAGACAUCUGAGACUCGUUAAAUGUGAUAGCCAGGGAAAUGGUGGCCAUAAAGAGGAGCUUUUUCUUGAUCAACCUCAAACUUUCUCAUCAUGUGCGCCUGAAGAAGAAUGGCAGAAAAUGUUUUGCCACCGCAUUGGCUAAAAGGAUGGAACCGUCUGAGAACUCAAGAUCCCAGGAACAGCCUGUUUUUCCAGUGACAGUUCCUAAAAAUAUUCUGUCUCAGUCUGCUGCUCCUGUUUUCAGACUGAAGAAGAAUGGCAGAAAGUGUUUUGCCACCGCAUUGGCUAAAAGGAAGGAACCGUCUGAGAACUCAAGAUCCCAGGAACAGCCUGUUUUUCCGCUGCGAGUUCCUAAAAAUAUUCUGUCACAGUCUGCUGCUGCUGUUUUCGGACUUGGAUUCAUUGAUGCUGGGUACAGUGGAGAUUGGUCAAGGAUUGGAGUGAUCUCAAAGGAGAGUGAAGACUUGCUAAAGGUUGCGGCCUUUGUGGUUAUUCCUCUGUGUGUCUUUCUUAUAUUUUCAGUCUCAAAGGAAGAAUAGGCUUAAUUAAUUUAAUUGUACUGUAAGAAGCUAUCGUUGGCAGUAUAUGCUUUCACAGCUCUAUAUUGCUGUAGAAUUUGUGCAUACAGCUGCUAUGCUUGAUAGGUAUGAAAACAACAAGAAGAAGAAAAAACAGUGAUGGGAUUUUGAAUGCGAAUUGCUGUUUCCGUGCUCA
Molecule: messenger RNA, 734 nt
Organism: Populus trichocarpa (black cottonwood)
Lineage: Eukaryota; Viridiplantae; Streptophyta; Magnoliopsida; Malpighiales; Salicaceae
Exons: 2
Coding region: 59-559 (166 amino acids)
Source: RefSeq, a predicted model, not a curated record